This is a messenger RNA of Corythoichthys intestinalis (scribbled pipefish), 2260 nucleotides long. It is a transcript of the gene hars, whose product is annotated as histidyl-tRNA synthetase. Bases 412 to 1752 code for a protein of 446 amino acids. The record is from RefSeq and is a predicted model, not a curated record. The transcript has 14 exons. Gene Ontology annotation, cellular component: cytosol; mitochondrion; cytoplasm. NCBI's taxonomy places the organism in Eukaryota, Metazoa, Chordata, Actinopteri, Syngnathiformes, Syngnathidae. Gene Ontology annotation, biological process: histidyl-tRNA aminoacylation; mitochondrial translation. Gene Ontology annotation, molecular function: RNA binding; identical protein binding; ATP binding.
CUACUUCCAAACACCGCAUUUUAGCACGAGUGCGGAUGCUAGUUGCUAAUAGUAUUUCCGACAUUUGAGCAACAAUGGAAGGCAGAACUCCGAUCCAAGAAGCAAUUAAAAUGCAAGGUGAAGUGGUUCGUAAGAUGAAGUCUGAGAAGGCAAGCAAAGAGCAGUGAUAGGGUUGCUUACCACUUUUCUCCUGUUCUUCCUGCCUGAACUUUGGUGCCCUGCUGCAUUCAUCACCAUCACGUCCACGGAAUACAUUGUACCUGCUGGCUCUUGAUCCCUUUGAAUGACUUUCUGAUUGAUAAAGAAGUUGCCAAACUUCUUGAGCUGAAGGCACAGUUGGGAGGAGAUGAUGGAAAACAUCAAUUUGUUCUUAAAACCGCUAAGGGGACAAGAGACUAUAACCCAAAACAGAUGGCAAUAAGAGAGAAAGUUUUUAACACCAUCAUCAGCUGCUUCAAACGUCAUGGAGCAGAAACUAUCGACACACCUGUUUUCGAACUAAAGGAGACUCUGACAGGGAAGUAUGGAGAAGACUCAAAGCUUAUCUAUGACCUCAAAGACCAAGGAGGAGAGUUGCUUUCCCUUAGAUAUGACCUCACCGUUCCAUUUGCUCGAUAUCUGGCAAUGAACAAGAUCACCAACAUAAAGCGCUAUCAUAUUGCUAAGGUCUACCGCCGUGAUAACCCUGCUAUGACCCGCGGACGCUAUCGGGAGUUUUACCAAUGUGAUUUUGACAUUGCCGGGCAGCAUGAUGGCAUGGUUCCAGAUGCUGAGUGCUUGAGGAUAGUCUAUGAAAUCCUCAGUGAGCUGGAACUUGGGGACUUCCGCAUCAAGGUCAAUGACAGACGCAUUCUUGAUGGCAUGUUUGCUGUCUGCGGUGUGCCAGAUGACAUGUUCCGCACCAUCUGUUCAACAGUGGACAAACUGGACAAGAUGCCUUGGGAGGAUGUCAAACGAGAGAUGGUAAAUGAGAAAGGCCUGUCAGAGGAGGCUGCUGACCAGAUUGGGGAAUAUGUCAGUAUGCAAGGUGGGAUGGAAUUAGCAGAGCGCCUCCUUCUGGACCAGAAAAUGUCUCAGAGUAAGCAAGCUUGUGCAGGACUAUCAGACAUAAAAUUGCUCUUCAACUACUUGCAACUUUUUCAGGUUACAGACAAGGUGAUAUUUGACCUCAGUCUAGCUCGGGGUCUGGACUAUUAUACAGGAGUUAUAUAUGAAGCAGUGCUGUCCCAGGCAAGUACGGUGUCUACCACCCCUGAAGUCCAAAAUGGUUCCCCUGCCGAUGAGUGCGUUAGUGUGGGCAGCAUUGCUGGUGGGGGUCGCUAUGAUGGAUUGGUUGGCAUGUUUGACCCCAAUGGAAAGAAGGUGCCAUGUGUGGGUGUGAGCAUUGGCAUUGAGCGAAUCUUCUCCUUCAUGGAGCAAAAAGCAGAGGCCUUGGCGUUGAAAGUACGCACAACUGAGGUGCAGGUGAUGGUAGCAUCUGCGCAGAAGAACUUGAUGGAGGAGAGACUCAAGCUUGUCACUGAACUGUGGAACGCUGGGAUCAAGGCAGAGGUCAUGUACAAGAAGAACCCCAAAUUGCUCAGUCAGCUACAGCACUGCGAGGAAUCAGGAAUUCCCCUUGUGGCUAUAAUUGGUGAACAGGAGCUGAAAGAUGGUGUUGUCAAGCUUCGCAUUGUGGCCACCAGAGAGGAGGUUGAUAUCUCAAGAGCCGAUCUUGUCAGCGAAAUCAGGAAGAGGACCUCUGAGGCUUAGUUAACUUACAAAUGCAACUCGUCCUCUGUUCAAGGGUUGUAACCUGCGCAUUGCAAAUAUCCAUGUUGGGCUUUCAACAGAUGGCUGUUUUGAAAAACAUCAAAUGUUUGAAGGCUGGCUAUUGUGUUGUGAAUUUACACAUGACAUUCAUGGUCAUAAAAUUAUAUAUCAGUUUCCAUCUCGUAUGCAUUCAUUUGUAUUUACUGAGGGACAAAAACAUGUAAAUUGAUGAUAUUGACUUUGGGGGAUUUGGUUAAAAAAAAAAAGAAAUGUGACCGAAAAUUCAGCGCCAAAAACCGAAAAUAGCUAAAAUUGCAUUUUCGGUUAAAAGACCGAAAGUUUACCACCGAAAAGUAUGAAGAACAUGAGUCCUUUUGUGAUGACGGCAUCAAAACACUGGGAGAAGCAACACUAUGGGCUCACCGUCAAAUGUAAGCGGUUUGGAAGUAUUUUGAGGUGUCAAAGAAAUAUAUAAAUGAUUAAAUAAAGCAAACCUGUUUUAUUUUCC